Messenger RNA from Temnothorax curvispinosus, 693 nucleotides. RefSeq lists its product as uncharacterized. The record is from RefSeq and is a predicted model, not a curated record. NCBI's taxonomy places the organism in Eukaryota, Metazoa, Arthropoda, Insecta, Hymenoptera, Formicidae. The transcript has a single exon. Bases 1 to 693 code for a protein of 230 amino acids.
AUGCCGGAUCUCUCCGGUACGCGCCACGCGCCCGUUCGCGUAAUGAAGGCCAUGGAAGCGAAGUUCGCGUGGGAUGCUUCCUUCCAUGCGCUGUAUACGGACUUUAUGCAUCAGUACGCCGAGCUCGGGCAUAUGACGCCGGUCGAUCCGACGAAGACGCCCGUCUGUUAUUUGCCUCACCACGGAGUGAUGAAGGAGUCUAGCGCGACGACGAAAUUGCGAGUCAUCUUUAACGGCUCGUCUGCGUUGCCGUCGGGAGUGACUCUAAAUAACCAUCUGCACACCGGGCCGAAUUUGCUGCCGGCUUUGGCGGAGAUCUUACUCCGGUGGCGGCGUCAACGCUUCAUUUUCGCGGCGGACAUUGAAAAAAUGUACCGGCAGAUCAAAGUCCACCCGGAGGACCGAGAUCUGCAGCGCAUAGUUUGGCGUAAAAGUCCUAGCGAGGUGUUGCUGGAAUUCAUCCUAAUCACGUUCACGUACGGGCUCGCUUGCUCCGCGUUCCUGGCGAUCCGCACGCUUUAUCAGCUGGCCAAAGACGAUGGAGCUGAGUUCCCGCUAGAAGUUAUUGCGCUUUUACUGGAGAGUUAUAUGGACGACAUCCUAUCCGGCGCGGACUCAAUUUCAAAGGCCAAGGAGAUCCGUCGUCAGCUGGAGCAAAUCUGCAUGGCGGGCGGGUUCCCGCUUAAAAAAUAG